Messenger RNA from Asterias rubens (European starfish), 1488 nucleotides. RefSeq names its product nucleoporin Nup37-like. The record is from RefSeq and is a predicted model, not a curated record. The coding region runs from base 164 to 1132 and encodes 322 amino acids. NCBI's taxonomy places the organism in Eukaryota, Metazoa, Echinodermata, Asteroidea, Forcipulatida, Asteriidae. Gene Ontology annotation, cellular component: nuclear pore outer ring. Gene Ontology annotation, molecular function: protein binding. The transcript is spliced from 7 exons.
UCCAUGAAAGAAGGAAAACCAUCUUCAUCUGUCAUAAACUCACCGUCCGUUGUUUGAAGCUUUAAUUUCUUGUUGGUUGAUAGAUUCCCGUUUUUUACACUGAAAACUAACGAUUCGUUUACGUUUCUCAAUUUUUAUAUAUUUACACGGUAAAUUUGACACGAUGAAUGAAAACAUGAAGCCGAAGGGAACAUCGUUUACUUUCCCAUGUAAAGACGUUGUCACGUGUGUAGAGUUCUGCCCGUACGAAGCUGCAUCUCAACUCAUUGCAUUUGGUGGUCAGUUAAGAAUCAAUGUUGGUGCCUGCAGAUUUCAGGAAGAAGACAAAACAGUUGAAGGAUUUGACUACAAACACCUGAGAGAUUUUCAUCAUGAUACUCAGGUUGUUGCAAUCUCAUGGAGUCCAGAAACAUCCCUAGAAGUCUUGCCAAGAUGCAUCAGAUUCUGCACUGCUGGAGCAGAUUACAAAAUCCGACUGUUUUCCUCUGAUAUGAAAGAACAAGACGUCAUGGAGUUAUUUGAAGGUCAUUCUGAUCACAUCAAUGAUGUAGCCUUUGAGCCGACUGAAGGGCAGCUGAUAGCCAGUGUAAGCGAUGACCAUACAUGCCGUGUAUGGGACAUGGAGGGUACACAGAAGAUCUGUUUUGCAUUGAAAGCCGCCGGUAUGUCAGCAUGUUGGAACUCUCAGGACCCCAUGAAGUUAAUGGUUGCUGAGAAGCGUGGCACCAUUCGGUUCUACGAUCUUGUGAACCAACAACCAAUCAUGUCACUGGAUGCUGGCCAUGUGAUGUUGAAGUCUGCCGAUUGGUGCCCGUGUGACCCUACCAGGGUCGGAGCAGCUGUGGAGGGGGAAUGGAUGAUUUGGGAUAUCACAAGAUCAAGUCGCUCGGAAGACCAUCAGCAGGCUCACACAGAAGGUGCAAGACAGUUCCGCUGGUCUCGCGUUAACGAGAACUUAUUUGCGACGACUGGUCGUCCUGGCAACCAGGUGAAAAUAUUCCACAUGGGACACCAUCAGGUCCCAGUGAGCAGUGAUCUACAAGUGCUGGGUGGGUUGACAUGGCAUGCAUUCCUUCCUGUUUGUGCUGUUGGAAGCAACAGAAAAAUACAUCUCUGGAUUGCAGAGGCAUGAACAACUUAGUAUUUUUAUGGAAUAUUUUUGUGAAACACAGUGCGCCCUGUACAGUUUGCUUAGGAUACCAUUUUCGCAGUUCAGGUCUACAGGUUUGUAGUUCUCCUGCAGGGCCAGCUGCAUGACCCUGAUUGUUCAUGGCGUGACACCCUCUUAGACCCGGUCCUCAAAGAAGCUCGGUGUUUCUCCGGUUUGGAAUUCCACUGGUUGUGGCUUCGGUCACUGAAGCAUAUCGCUUAUAUGAGGCCUGUGGUUUCUGGCUCGUGGGUCACACAAAAGACAGCUUAAAGGGAAGGUACACUAUUAGUAAUUACUCAAAAUAUUAACGUAAAAACUGAGCAUUGGAGAGCUGUUGA